Molecule: messenger RNA, 1269 nt
Organism: Colletotrichum godetiae
Lineage: Eukaryota; Fungi; Ascomycota; Sordariomycetes; Glomerellales; Glomerellaceae
Product: ZIP zinc transporter
Exons: 5
Coding region: 1-1269 (422 amino acids)
Biological process (GO): zinc ion transmembrane transport
Cellular component (GO): plasma membrane
Molecular function (GO): zinc ion transmembrane transporter activity
Source: RefSeq, a predicted model, not a curated record
AUGGACGGAAUGAAAGAGCCCAAGCCCGAGUGCGGCGCAAAGAAGGGUGGUCAACCAGCCGAAUAUGACGUUGGCCUGCACGUUGCUGGUCUUUUCUUGGUCUUGGCCUUUUCGAUCUUUGGCGCCGGUUUCCCCGUUGUGGCCAAGAAGGUCAAGUGGAUGAAGGUCCCUCCCAAGGUCUUCUUUGCAUGCAAGCAUUUCGGUACAGGCGUGCUCAUCGCGACGGCAUUCGUGCAUCUGCUUCCCACCGCCUUUGGCAACCUCAUGAACCCGUGUCUCCCGGAUCUCUUCACCGACGACUACCCGCCUCUUCCAGGUGCCAUCAUGAUGGGAUCCAUGUUCAUCCUGUUCAGUAUCGAGAUGUGGAUCAACGCCAAGAUUGGCGGCCAUUCCCACGGAGGACCUACUGGUGAUGUGAUGCACGACCACGGUCACGGCCACGGAGCCGCCCAGCCUGCCCGGCCUCCUCGUUACGGCCGCAGCAGCUUCGAUGCCGAGGCGGACAGCAUUGACUUUGAGAAGCGAGUCGCACAGCGCGCGUACGACGACGAGAAGUCACGCUUCCCUGCGCCUUACUCGGAGACUACCUACGGAGCGCCACCACCCGCCAACACCAACUUGUCCGACUCCGACAUGCCGCCUUGGUUCGUCGUUUUCUACGAGCAGUAUGUGCGCCAGCGCAUGGAGAUGAUGAACAUGAUUCGAACCACCCAGGAGAAGCAGACGUCGUCGCAGGUUGCUGUUACGGAAGUCAAGCAGGAAGAUCCGUUUUAUGAUGCCGAGGGCCAACAGGUUGACCCCGCUGUGUAUCGCAAGAUGUCUCUCAACAUUACCAUGCUCGAAGGUGGUAUCCUGUUCCACUCGGUGUUUGUUGGCAUGACUAUCUCCAUCACUAUUGAUGGUUUCAUCAUUCUCCUCGUCGCUAUCCUGUUCCACCAAAUGUUUGAGGGUCUUGGUCUUGGUUCCCGUAUUGCCGCUGUGCCGUAUCCCAAGGGCAGCAUUCGUCCCUGGGUACUAGUCGUCGCUUUCGGCACUACAGCCCCCAUCGGACAAGCCAUUGGACUCCUCACCCGCAGCACCUACGAUCCCGAAAGUGCAUUCGGCCUCAUCAUCGUCGGUGUAUUCAACGCCAUAUCCUCUGGCCUGCUGCUCUACGCUGCUCUCGUCGAUCUUUUGGCCGAAGACUUCCUCUCCGAGGAGGCUAAUCGCCUUCUUUCCAACAAGCAAAAGAUUUCUGCCUUUUGCUACGUUCUUGCCGGAGGUGAGUAA